Juglans microcarpa x Juglans regia is the source of this 1104-nucleotide messenger RNA. Its product is annotated as hydroxyacylglutathione hydrolase cytoplasmic. Gene Ontology annotation, molecular function: hydroxyacylglutathione hydrolase activity. The record is from RefSeq and is a predicted model, not a curated record. The transcript is spliced from 7 exons. NCBI's taxonomy places the organism in Eukaryota, Viridiplantae, Streptophyta, Magnoliopsida, Fagales, Juglandaceae. Bases 102 to 893 code for a protein of 263 amino acids.
AACAACCCAAGACUUUCAAAUAUUUUGUUUCAGGUGUUUGGGUGGACGAUCCCAGAAGCAACAUCGAAGAAGAGGACAAGCCAGAAGCAGGCGAUAUUCAGAUGAAGGUUUACUCGGUUCCGUGCUUGGAGGAUAACUACUCCUACCUGGUUUGCACUUGCAGCAUCGUCGAUGAGAGCUCGAAAGAAGCCGCAGCAGUGGAUCCUGUGGAGGCCGAGAAGGUUGUAGAAGCUGCUAAACAACAUGGCGUCCUUCUCAAGCUCGUUCUCACCACCCACCAUCACUGGGAUCACGCUGGUGGAAAUGAUAAGAUAAAGCAGCUGGUACCUGGGAUUAAGGUCUAUGGUGGUUCGCUCGAUAAUGUGAAGGGUUGCACCGAUCAAGUGGAAAACGGUGAUAAGCUCGUCCUUGGGGCUCAUACAAAUAUACUCUGUCUACACACACCUUGUCACACCAAAGGUCAUAUUAGUUAUUACCUGACCAGCAAAGAGGAAGAAGACCUAGCUGUUUUCACUGGAGACACAUUGUUUAUUGCUGGUUGUGGGAAAUUUUUUGAGGGAACAGCAGAGCAGAUGUAUCAAUCACUAUGUGUGACACUGGUUUCAUUGCCCAAACCAACUAGAGUGUAUUGUGGCCACGAGUACACAGUGAAAAACUUGCAGUUUGCUCUGACAGUUGAACCAGAUAAUGUGAAGAUACAACAAAAGAUAACAUGGGCUCAGCAUCAGCGGCAAGCAGGCCUCCCCACCGUUCCCUCAACCAUUGAGGAAGAAAUAGAAACGAAUCCAUUCAUGAGGGUUGAUCAACCAGAAGUCCAGGCGAGGGUUGGUUGUCGGUCUCCUGUUGAAGCUCUCCAGGAGAUACGCCGACGGAAAGACAACUGGAGGGGCUAAUUGAUGAUCUGCAUAAUGCUCUUCCUUUUGUUGCAUGCGUGCGUGUGUGGAUGUAGUCCAGUUUGUGAAAUAUUACCGCUCUUUGCUGCUUGGGAUUGCAAAGUCGAGACUUGUAUUUUGUUUUUGGCUUGGGUUGUAAUGGACCAGUUCUCCGUGAUAACGAUGGAGGGUGACGUGUCUCGUUUUCAUAAUAGAAUAAUGUUAUUAUGUC